GCCGACACGUUCAUCCUGCACAACUAAUUGAUAAUCUCGAUCAAGGCUUGUCAAGGGGUCUUGAAAGCGAAUAUUGGUGCGAUUUUGAGCAUAGUUGAACAACCACAUUAAAAUUUCAUGAAGACGUGUAUUUUCGCGACGCCUUUCAUGCUCCAUACCAGCUGUACACUUGUCGCAACAAUAUCAAGCAAUUAGAGGUUCAUGGCUGUUCAAUUCCUCCCAUAAAGCCAUGAGUUUACCAAAAUAAGAAGCCACAUACAUAUCCCGGCUUCGACAGCUCGCAUUUUAGAAUUGUUGAUUUUACGUAUUGAAUUCGUGGGCCAUUGACGAUUGCAAAACACAUCUUGAGAGUCUCCCACAAGCGUGUUGCAUCCUUGUAUUUCGACAAAGUGCUAUUGACCUCGGGAUCAAUUGUAUGUAUUCCUUAGCCAUGAAAUCAACAUAGCAUGUAUAGUGGUCCAAUCCGUCUAAGUGCACGGAGAAGAAGGAGAAUUUAUUGUUCCGUAAAAAAAAAAAAACGAAUUUGCGACGUGCCUCGAACGCGGUUUGAAUCUCAUCGGCCCACUCAUUGUACUUUUCACCACGAAGGCGGGUCAGAGUAAUGAAUUCUCCAGGACGGUCGUUAGGACCAAGGUUAUACAAAGAAGGUGAUAUCUAUGCGUGGUGGAGGAGGCGGCAACAUAUCAUCACUAGCCAUAGUGGUUUUUUUUUUUGAUGAACGACUGAUACCAUAUCAAAUUAAUUAAGGCUCAAAGCUUAACCCUCUUCUUAUCUAACCCUUAAAUCUGCCUAAAAUAAACCCAAGCUUGUUAUACACUUAUACCUAGUUGCAACCUAAUAAAAAUUCUUAUAAUUAUAAAAAAAUAUUUAUUUUUAUUUUUAAAAUUUUGAUAAUUUAAAGGGGGAAAAAAAAAAAAAACCCUCCCUUUCCCUGUUUCCCAUCACUGCCCGCCACCCCCUCCUUUGCCAGCGGCCAACCCAGUCCCUUGCGACCUAUCUGUUUAAGCUGGUUGAAAUUGAAUACCCAAAACAGCAUAAAGAAACAUAGAUAUGAAUUUGUCAACAAGAAUCACAGAGAAAUUGCCCUUUCUUGAAGUUCUAGGCAGCCCCGUGUUCUCUUCUAGAGGAGUGUCCAGACCAGGGUGUGUGCAUUUGAAGCAGCCUAGUCUUCGGACCUUUUCUGGGGUUCGGGCGAAAACGGUUGCUAGUUUUGAUAGUUGUGAUGGUGCUUUAAAGGAUGGGACAGGGGUUGUUCUUCCUGCAACUAAAGAGUUUGCAGUGCAAGCAAUUCAAUCAAUAAAAUCAGGAAAAGUUAUUGCUGUGCCAACUGAUACAUUGUAUGGCUUUGCUUGUGAUGCUUGCUCUAGAGAAGCUGUCAACAAGAUUUAUGAGAUCAAAGGCCGCAAGCUUACCAGUCCUCUUGCAAUAUGUGUUGGGGAUGUGUCAGAAAUUAAUCGUUUUGCAUUUACAAAUCAUUUGCCUGAUACUUUGCUUGACGCGCUCCUUCCUGGUCCUGUGACUUUAGUUUUGAGGCGAGGAGAGGCAAGUAUUCUAGAGAAGUCAUUGAAUCCAGGGAUAGAUAGUAUUGGUGUCCGAGUGCCUGAUAGUGAUUUUAUAAGGAUCAUUGCUCGGGGUUCUGGAAGUGCAUUGGCUCUUACUAGUGCAAAUUUGACUGGACAUCGUAGCAGUGUCUGCAUCAAAGAUUUCGAGAGUUUGUGGGGACACUGUGCCUAUGUGUAUGAUGGUGGUGAGCUUCCCAUGGGCCGUGCAGGAUCUACAAUAGUGGAUUUGACAAAUCCUGGAAAAUAUAAGAUAAAAGACCUGGCAGUGCAAGAGAAGAAACUAUUGAAAUCCUGAAAAAUCAUUUUCUUGUAGAAGAGAAGACUGAUAAUUUAUGAUGAAUCAACUGAAUAAGCAGCUAUUUAAUUACAAAUAUGUAGAUUGCACGGAGGCAUGGAGCAGCAUGAGCUAAUUGUUGGAUUUGAUAGGCCUUCUAAUGCUCUGGAUUGUGUGCAACCUCUGAAGGCGUCUAACUUUGCAUGUUAAAAUUUUGUUUAUAUUCGCAGAUUGUAAUGCUUUGGUAGUUUGGUGUAAUUUAAUCAUAUAGCGUUCAGACUAGGACUAGCUAGAAAUGGAUAGCAGUUAAGUGAACAAGAUGAGUUCCUCUAAGAUUAGACUAAAUCAAUUUCUAUAUUUCUACUGCCAAAAAGUGUUAUGCAUGAGAUCCUAAGGGUUGUAUGAGAUUAAUUAUAUAUAUAAAUAUGAUGGCUACUUGUUCUAUACAUUAUUGCUAAUUUCUGUGCGAAAUCAUUGAGGUCUCAUUCUCAUGUAGAGGUUGAGGACCUGCGAUAG
Messenger RNA from Chenopodium quinoa (quinoa), 2352 nucleotides. RefSeq names its product yrdC domain-containing protein, mitochondrial-like. Gene Ontology annotation, molecular function: double-stranded RNA binding; tRNA binding; nucleotidyltransferase activity. Gene Ontology annotation, cellular component: cytoplasm. The coding region runs from base 1051 to 1857 and encodes 268 amino acids. Gene Ontology annotation, biological process: regulation of translational fidelity. The record is from RefSeq and is a predicted model, not a curated record. The transcript has 6 exons. Lineage: Eukaryota; Viridiplantae; Streptophyta; Magnoliopsida; Caryophyllales; Amaranthaceae.